Ectocarpus siliculosus is the source of this 1411-nucleotide messenger RNA. The record is from the annotation of a GenBank genome assembly. Lineage: Eukaryota; Phaeophyceae; Ectocarpales; Ectocarpaceae.
AUGUCAGGGUGGGUACCCUUGCGGGAGGGGGGUUGGCGCACCUGGUGCUUCACGCCAGCACAGCAGCACAAACGAACAAUCACGAGGGCUGAAGUACGUAUUCAAGGCCAGCCCUCUUCGGCGAUUGCGAAGAAGAGCGGAGGCCUACGCGGCAUCACUUUGCAUUGCUGGGGAGCAACUAGAAUGGCGAGCUCCGCGCUUCCAAUUGCGGUUGCGGUUGAAGGUAAACCAACAGGAAGUGGCGUUGUGUAUUCAAUUGCAGACGAGGACGACAAGGCGCCGCUCCUCGUGUUGCACCACCAUACCAAUGGCCGCGCAUGGUUGAGAGGUGACGGGGGACCCUGGGAGGGCUGGGGGCUUCAGGAUCCGCUGGAGAGGUGGUCAGGCGUGGCUGUACAGGGCGAGAGGGUCGUCGGUCUCAAGCUUUACCUGUGCAAACUUAUGGGAUUCAUCCCGCAAGAGCUCGGAAGCCUGUCCUGCUUGCUGUACUUGGACCUGGGGCACAACCAAUUAUUCGGAACGAUCCCACCGGAAUUUGGGGCACUAAGGCAAUUAAGGACCUUGGACCUAUAUCACAAUCAGCUAUCAGGGCCCAUCCCCGAAGAACUGGGAGCUCUCAGCGAGUUGAGGGAGCUCAGCCUCGGUUCAAACCAGCUCACAGGGUCUAUUCCUGCCGCCCUGGGCCGCCUUGGUUCACUGCAAGUGCUACGGCUGACGGACAACAUGCUUUCUGGUGCCAUUCCGUGCGAACUUGGUCAGCUCAUUAACUUGAAGGUGCUGAAGCUGAACGGAAAUGAGCUUGCAGGCGAGAUUCCAAAGGAACUAGGAUCGCUUUCGGGGCUGGUGAGCCUCUGGCUAAACAAGAACAACCUGUCCGGAAACAUCCCUCAGGCCCUGGGGGCCUUGCAUCUUUUGGAAAACCUUUGGCUCAAGGACAACAAAGAGCUGAAAUACAUACCGAUGGUGACCAAGAUGCAGCUCCGGAGGAAGAUGAAGGGCGAAUGCGACAUCCGCCUGUGAACAUGAACAACACCUUCGUGUUUUCUCACGGGUGGAAAAGUAAUAGUCCUUUCAUGUCCAUCGAGUGCCUUCAGGACCAAGUCUAAAGCCGAUUCAUGUCAGUGCGGCGGACGGGUCGACUUGACCUGGAGGCCCUGAUAACCUGGAACAGCAGUGGCUUUGAGUGGUCGCACUGAAAACGAAGUUCGCGAUGUGUAGCUGCUGUUCCGCACGAGCUGAGGACCGUGCAUCGUACGCCUCGUAUGUGCUGCCUUCCUCAAAGCGCAGGCGCUCGUUUGGCCAAAGAGUUAUGUUUGGAGGUUGCGAAAGGAGACCAAACGGUGUUGAUCCUUGAUCCUACACUUGAAGAAUCGAGGUCACGUUGAGCAGCGAGGUUGCUAGGCAGGCUGUA